AUGAGUGAAAUUCGAGAUGCUGAAUCCUCCUCAAAAGAGGGCCGAGAUUCCAUGUCGUUUGCACAGCUCAUGGAACUGAGAGAACGAGAAUCCACUCCCACAGACCCAAGUCGAUGGUCCAUUUCCUACGAGCAGCUCUUGGAGAUCGACAACUUGGUUCGCAAAAAGAGUCGAUUUCGGGGCGUGCCAUCGGCCAUGACCAUGAGAGACGUUAACGAAACCAUCAUCGUUCCUCGUUGUCGAGCAACCAAAACAUCCUAUGCGGCCAGUCUCAAUCCAAAGGGUUUGGAAAUGGAUUCCUUCGUAUCACACUGUUGGUGCGUAAGAACUGCACUGCUCCUGUAUGCGUACUGA
Molecule: messenger RNA, 354 nt
Organism: Seminavis robusta
Lineage: Eukaryota; Bacillariophyta; Bacillariophyceae; Naviculales; Naviculaceae
Source: the annotation of a GenBank genome assembly